This is a messenger RNA of Sungouiella intermedia, 732 nucleotides long. The record is from the annotation of a GenBank genome assembly. NCBI's taxonomy places the organism in Eukaryota, Fungi, Ascomycota, Pichiomycetes, Serinales, Metschnikowiaceae.
AUGGUUCUAUUUCACUUUGGUAACUCCACCGAUGCCAAAAUAAGAAGCGGUACGUCUAAUCAUUACAAUCCAUCCAUAACCAUCUCUUCCCUACUAACCUCAGCCAUCAAUAAUGAGCCUCUUGGCCCCUACAACAAAGAACUCUUGGAUUUGUCCAACAUAACCUAUAACCCCAAGGCUGUGGUGAUCGUCGAGGAUGUGCUCCGGAAGAAAUUAGUUCGAACCAUCGCUUCGGGAGAUAAACCUCGCCGACUGAAUUCUUCCGUAUCUCAUUCGUUCCAUUCGGGCCAACUGAAUGAGGGUACAGGAAGUAAGUCUCGGACUAUGAGAAGAUCCGCUAGUGUGCACAGCUCCGGUUCCUCGGAUACGAAGUCGGACUUAGUAGUGUUGAAAUGCUUGACAGUAAUGGUGUAUCUCUGCCAAUAUGGAUCGGGGCUGUUCAUUAAAUGGCUUCGGUCGGAGUACCGCGACAUCAUUGUUCCGCUCGGAAGACUAGCGUUUCAUCCUCAGUAUCAGAAUGCCAUUUACCUGAAGAUUUCGCUUUUGGUGCGAUAUUGUGAAAAUGACGAUCAAUUGGCAUCGAGCCGAAAUUCUUUGGACGACGUGAGGAAGGAAAUUCGUCCGGGUAUUGUAGAGCAUUCGGUCAACGUUAAGCGUACUACAAGUCCGGUGCCUUUAUCGUUAACGAUGGGAAAAAUGGGGAAAAUGGGCAAAAAGUCUUUAGUACAUUAG